Molecule: messenger RNA, 512 nt
Organism: Morus notabilis
Lineage: Eukaryota; Viridiplantae; Streptophyta; Magnoliopsida; Rosales; Moraceae
Product: nuclear transcription factor Y subunit B-1
Exons: 1
Coding region: 1-510 (169 amino acids)
Biological process (GO): regulation of transcription by RNA polymerase II
Cellular component (GO): CCAAT-binding factor complex
Molecular function (GO): DNA-binding transcription activator activity, RNA polymerase II-specific; protein heterodimerization activity; RNA polymerase II cis-regulatory region sequence-specific DNA binding
Source: RefSeq, a predicted model, not a curated record
AUGGACAACAACCUUAGUAUUAAUGGUCCUUCAGGUGCUUCAAACAUCAACAGAGAAGUAGAUCAUGAAAUCAUCAGAGAGCAUGAGCGGCUGCUUCCAAUUGCCAACGUGGGACGGAUCAUGAAGCACAUCCUGCCGCCGAACGUGAAGAUCUCGAAGCAAUCGAAGGAGACGAUGCAAGAGUGCGUGUCGGAGUUCAUCAGCUUCAUCACGGGCGAGGCCACCGACAAGUGCCGGAAGGAGAGGCGGAAGACGGUCAACGGGGACGACGUGUGCUGGGCCUUGCAAGCCCUAGGGUUUGACGACUACGCCGGGCCUCUUAGAAGGUACUUGCAUAAGUAUAGGGAAAUGGAAGGAGAUAGGGCUAAUCAAGAAAAGGCUAAAAGUACUAAUGGUCAUCAUGAAUUAGGGAAUAAUGAUUUGAGGUUGAAUAAUAAUCAUGAUCAUGAUCUUCGAGAAUAUUUGGUCGACGGACGACGUCGUUCCGAGGAUGAUUCCGAUCGUGUUUAGUA